AUUCAUCAUAGCCACACCUGAUGUGUGCACUGCAGCAUGGUGAAAGACAGGAUAAAAGAUCUCAAAUCUGUUCAACAAGGCAAGGAUUAUGGCACAGUCAUUGUGCACAUUGAUGACAAGAUCCAACAUGUGGAUGCUUUCCUCGAAAAGGUGUCUCAGAUUCAGAAGCUAAUAGAAAACAUCAAAACAAAGAUUGAUGAGCUUAAAAAUAUACAGAAGGAGCUGUUAGGUAUUCCAAAGGAUCAAGCAAAGCUAAGGCAGGAUAUGGAUGCUUGUACUGCUUCAAUUCAGAGAAUGAUAACCCUGACAAAUGCUAGACUGAAAGAAAUGGAAGAAGAUAUAAAGAAAGAUCAAACUGAAGAUUCUAAGCCUAAGUCAGUUGUCUUGAGAAAUAUAGAAAAGGUUCAAUACUCAUCUUUAGUGCAUAUGUUUUCUGCUGUAUAUGAAAGCUAUGCUAUCCUGAUAUCAAAUUAUAAGGACAAAUCUGCUGCUCUGCUUAAGCAACAACUGAGGAUAAAGAAUGUUAUAGUUCCACAUGAAGAAUUAGAGGAAUUGCUGGCAGAAGAAAAUACAGCAUUAUUUUCAAACAAUGUAAGCAAAAACAUCAUGUUUUACUGA
Messenger RNA from Schistocerca piceifrons (Central American locust), 618 nucleotides. Its product is annotated as syntaxin-1B-like. The record is from RefSeq and is a predicted model, not a curated record. Gene Ontology annotation, biological process: vesicle-mediated transport. Lineage: Eukaryota; Metazoa; Arthropoda; Insecta; Orthoptera; Acrididae. The transcript has 6 exons. Gene Ontology annotation, cellular component: membrane. Bases 37 to 618 code for a protein of 193 amino acids.